Molecule: messenger RNA, 1478 nt
Organism: Fragaria vesca subsp. vesca
Lineage: Eukaryota; Viridiplantae; Streptophyta; Magnoliopsida; Rosales; Rosaceae
Product: probable receptor-like serine/threonine-protein kinase At4g34500-like
Exons: 7
Coding region: 1-1302 (433 amino acids)
Biological process (GO): protein phosphorylation
Molecular function (GO): ATP binding; protein kinase activity
Source: RefSeq, a predicted model, not a curated record
AUGUCGGCUGUCGACGACGAGAUUCCGUCCCCGGAUACUUCCCUCUCCCACAAGCUCACCUCCAAAACGGAGCUCCUCAACCUCAAGCUCUACGUCGUCAUCGCCAUCCUCCUUGCCGCCAUCCUCGCCGCUUUCCUUCUCGUCUUCCUCUGCCUCCGCGCGCGUCGCCUCUCCCGCCGCAUGCGCGUGAAACACAGCUCCGGCUCCAUCCCUCUCGUCUCCAAAGAGAUCGCCGAGAUCAAGGAGCCGCAGCCUCGUCCGGAUCCUCCUCCUCCUUCCGCCGCCGCUGAGGGUAAAACCGGAAACGAAAAGUCCAAGGGAGCUGAUGUGUUACCGAGUUUGGAUGUUGAGAAGGGGAAAGAGAGGAGCCGAGAGGGUGACGUGUUCGGGUGGGGCCGGUGGUAUAGCCUGAAAGAGCUGGAGGAUGCGACACGUGGAUUCUCGGCAGAGAAUGUGAUUGGAGAAGGCGGAUACGGCGUCGUUUACCGGGGAGCCUUGCAGGACGGCUCUGUUGUCGCCGUCAAGAACCUUCAUAAUAACAAGGGUCAAGCUCAGACAGAGUUUAAGGUGGAAGUGGAAGCCAUAGGAAAAGUAAAGCAUAAGAACUUGGUUGGUCUAAUUGGUUAUUGUGCAGAAGGUGCUCAAAGGAUGCUUGUAUAUGAAUAUAUUGACAAUGGGAAUUUGGAGCAGUGGUUGCACGGUGAUGUUGGGCCUGUCAGCCCUCUGACUUGGGAUAUCAGAAUGAAGAUAGCCAUUGGAACGGCAAAAGGGCUGGCCUAUUUGCAUGAAGGGUUAGAACCCAAAGUGGUGCACCGUGAUAUAAAAUCCAGCAACAUUCUUCUGGAUAGAAAGUGGAACCCAAGAGUGUCAGAUUUUGGUUUGGCCAAGCUCUUGGGACCCGAGAAAAGUUAUGUGACUACACGUGUAAUGGGGACAUUCGGAUAUGUUUCUCCAGAGUAUGCAAGUACAGGUAUGCUUAAUGAGGGGAGUGAUGUAUAUAGUUUUGGUGUUCUACUUAUGGAGAUAAUUACAGGGAGAAGCCCAAUUGACUAUUCCAGACCAGCUGGAGAGAUGAACCUGGUUGAUUGGUUUAAAGGAAUGAUCUCAAGUCGCCGUGGGGAGGAUAUUUUAGAUCCAUUGAUAGAAGUUCAGCCCCCUCCAAGAGCUUUGAAGAGGGCAAUGUUGGUUUGUCUCCGCUGUAUAGAUUUAGAUGUCCAUAAGCGACCAAAAAUGGGGCAAAUUGUUCAUAUGCUCGAGGCAGAAGACUUUCCUUAUCGUUCGGAUACCCGAUCAGCUCGAUAGAUAGGAAGAUCCUUUCCCUUCCCAUGCAGUUGAAACCAAUAAUGUCCAAUACCUGUCCAACUAAUGCUGGGUAGUAAAGCAAGAGUCUGAGGUGGAGAUCACUCGUUUUUUUUUGCUGAUAAGUGGUACAGUUCCUGAGGCCGUUCACUAUAUCAUGAUUCAUGACCCUCCAUUAU